Acaulospora colombiana is the source of this 198-nucleotide messenger RNA. The record is from the annotation of a GenBank genome assembly. Lineage: Eukaryota; Fungi; Glomeromycota; Glomeromycetes; Diversisporales; Acaulosporaceae.
GCAAUAGUGAAAAAUGUAAUCAAACUAACAGAGGAAGAAGAUCUGACGGAAAAAGAACAGCUCGACAUGCUACAGAACUGUGAUGAAAUUGAUGAAAGUGGUUUAACGACACCGCCACCUAAAUUGCAAUUACUGUCAAGUUCUGUGACGCCAGAAAAUAUAGGAAAGAGUAGAAAUGUCAAAAAGUCAAACCGCUGA